Molecule: messenger RNA, 2953 nt
Organism: Bursaphelenchus xylophilus (pine wood nematode)
Lineage: Eukaryota; Metazoa; Nematoda; Chromadorea; Rhabditida; Aphelenchoididae
Source: the annotation of a GenBank genome assembly
AUGAUUUUACAAACCGAACCUACCGAUCAAAACCCGUAUGCCUGGGAUUUCGCCGACAAUAUUACUGGUCAAUUUCCCAGUGAACCCUAUGAUGAUUUGGGUUAUAUUUCAUGGCUGUUUAGGAUCAAUUACUUUUUCUCUUGCUCAACAGGAGGAGCGGCGUCAAUAACAUUGCUGUACUUGAUUUACAGUAGGACUUAUGGAGCGCUGGAGCGUUUCCGUAGAAUGCUUUUCAUGUGUGCCAUCACUGACUUCAUUUUCUGGACGGUCGAUUCGUUGGUUCAAAUUGUAAGUGGAUUAAUUUGAUACAUACGGGUUUCCAGAAAGGUAAAGAGGCCAACGGAAUAGUCCUUGUAAAGUUGGAAGGUCCGAUUGGGUACUUGGACCGGAAAUGGCAAGUCUUGGGUACGACCGCGUACGUGGUAUCGGUGAGCUUGUCAAUGACUGUGUUGCCAGCACAAGCCUACUUUCGGUAUUACUCAAUCACACGGUAAGUCUUUCAAAGGAACGCGAAAACUGUUGUAAUCAUGUGUUCUUAAUAUUUUCGCUCUAAGCAAAAAUAUUGAAUAUCCUCAGUUAAAAAGAACUGCUCGUUGCAGCUGGAUCUCCCUUAACGGUGCGAAAACGUUUGGACUAUUCUUGAUAUCCGUCUUGUCCUGCAUCCCGUUGGGAUACUUUUCCUACACAAGUUACAAUAUCUCUGCCGAGGCCUAUCCUGGUUUUAACUAUGGCACGUUGUGGUAUCGAGAGGUGCCAUUGCCAACCUUGUUGAUCGGGAAUACUGUAAGCUGAACCGUAAAAUUUAAUAGUCUAAAAAUUUCAUCAUCCUAGGCCUCCAUGUACCAAAAGCUCUACUUUGCCACGGCUGCUCUUCUCUUUGUUCUGUCGUAUAUUGGCGCGGUAGGGCUGGGCUUUUGCACCGCAAAGGCGUUGAAAAGUCGGGAAGAAAUGUAUUCCACAAGAACGAAGCAAUUGCAAAGGCAAAUGUAUUUGUUUUUGGUGUGUCAGGCAAGAGAUGCGCCAGUUUAUAAUGCGAUAAAUACUUUAGGCCCUCUUAAUUCUAUGCGUAUCAGUGGUUCCCGUCCUUCUCGUCAUCGUCCCGUCCUUUCUUCACUUGGAUUCGGGGAUGACUUUGGGCGUGGGAUUACUGUUCCUAAGCUGGAUUCCGGUUUGCAACGCGGUUACCACAAUUUGCGUAAUUGUCCCAUUUCGCAGAGCUAUCUUGAGCAAAAUUGUCUCAACAACGGCGCGGAUCUCGGACUUCUCAACAAGUGCAUGAGAUUUCUACACCGGUGGAAACAACAUAUGCACAUAAAUAAAUAUAAUAUUAAAGCCUUUAUAAUGCAAUAAAUAUGGUUUGUUAAAAGGUCAAUGUCCUUAACCUAUAUGGCACUUUAUGGAGCCGUCAGAUUUUCCGGAAAUUCGAGAUAUUUCUUUUCGAUUUUUUAACCUUGGUACUUUGUUCGGUUCUGACUAAAUAAUACGCCUAAAGAUAGUAUUCCAUCCGUGGGUUCAAUACAUUCGUUGUUGGAAAUUUGGAUAGUUUCAGCCGUGUAAUUAUCAGCUAAGUAUCAAAAUAAUUGACGACAAAGACCUGAAAUUAGUAGGUUGCCGUAUUUCCUAAGACAAAAUUGUCCGGCUCCUUAUUAAUACACAAACGUCCGCUUCAAUAGAUGAUGUUGCACACGGCACCGACGAAUCAGAAUCCGUAUGCUUGGGAUUUGGCCGACAACAUUACUGGGCAAUUUCCAAGUGAACCCUAUGAUGAAUUGGGCUAUAUUUCAUGGCUAUUUAGGAUGAAUUACUUUUUUUCUUGCUCAGCAGGAGGAACGGCGUCAAUAACGUUACUGUACUUGAUCUACAAUAGAACUAAUGGAGCACUGGCGCCCUUCAGAAAAAUGCUUUUCAUGUGUGCUAUCACCGACUUCAUUUUUUGGACGGUAGAUGUGUUGGUUCAAAUUGUAAGCUAGUUGACUUCAUAAUAAAGGUUUUCAGAAAGGUAAAGAGGCCAACGGAAUAGUCCUUGUAAAGUUGGAAGGUCCGGUUGGGUAUUUGGACCGGAAAUGGCAAGUCUUGGGGACCACUGCGUACGUGGUGUCGGUCUGCUUGUCAAUGACUGUGUUGCCAGCACAAGCCUACUUUCGGUAUUACACAAUCACACGGUAAGUCUCUCCCAGAAACGCAAAAGUUGUUGUAACAUUGGGUUUCAAUAUUAUUCUUCAGCUCGAUUUCUCUGAACGGCGUAAAAACUUUUUUACUAUUCCUGAUGUCAGUGUCGUCCUGCAUUCCAUUGGCAUACUUCACCUACACAAGUUACAACAUCUCUGCCGAAGCCUAUCCAGGUUUUAACUAUGGCACGUUGUGGUAUAGAGAGGUGCCAUUGCCAACUUUGUUGAUUGGGAAUACUGUAAGCUAAGCUAUUAGAUUCUUUGAAAAAGUCCUCAUUUUAGGCUUCGAUGUACCAGAAGCUCUACUUUGCAAUGUCUGCCAUUCUCUUUGUUCUGUCGUAUACUGGCGUUGUGAUUCUCGGAUUUUUUACGGCAAGAGCGUUGAAAAGACGGGAGGAAAUGUACACCGCCAAAACAAAGCAGUUGCAAAAACAAAUGUCUAUGUUUUUGGUGUGCCAGGUAAGAAGUCAAUUAUACAUUUUUACAUGACCCUCAGUUGGUCCAAUUUGGCUCGAGAUCAAUAUCUUUUUUUUGCUAUACUGUAACAUAACACAAUAUAGGCCAUAUCAAUGCUAUGCGUAUCAGUGGUUCCCGUCCUUCUCGUCAUCGUCCCGUCAUUUUUUCACUUGGAUUCGGGCAUGACUUUGGGCGUGGGAUUGCUGUUCCUCAGUUGGAUUCCGGUUUGCAACGCCGUAACCACAAUCUGUGUAAUUGUCCCAUUUCGCAGAGCUGUAUGGCGCAAGAUUGUCUCACCUACGGGAAGGAGCUACUCAACAAGUGGAUGA